GACCAAUAAAAGAAUAUUAAAAAAAACAAAAUAUGAAAGGUCAAAUUUAACUUUGGUAUAAUCCCAAGUUUUCAUAAUGAAAAAUAUUGACCUAAUUACCCUUAACCCAUCCAUCAUCCCCAAAAAAGGUCAAAAACUUCCCCACCGUCUCUCUCUCCUCCUCUCUCUGCGCAGACAAAGAAAACUUUUGCAAUUUGCAAACUCAUUCAUUUGAACCCAUCUUCUUAACUAAUGUCUACAGAAGAUAAGAGGUGAAGAUUUUCUCAAAUCGAAUUUCAGACAAGACCUCCUCCGAUUUUUGUUCUUCUUUCCUUUCUAUUGGUUUUGGUUGCCGCAAAAAAGAAAUGGGAAGCAAAUGGCGAAAAGCAAAGCUAGCUUUAGGUCUAAACUUGUGCCUUUACGUUCCCAAAACGCUCGAAGAGUCUUCUUCUCUCUCAAGAAGAUCCGACGACACCGUUUCGCUUUCUCCGUUGAUGGUCCCAAGGCCCACGACGCCGAUUCCUUCCUCCUCUGGUCUCCGAUUGCCGAGGUCCAUUAGCAAAUCCUCAUCAAAGAAAACGUGUGCGAUAUGUUUGACGGCGAUGAAAGCUGGGCAAGGCCAAGCAAUCUUCACAGCGGAAUGCUCUCACUCGUUUCAUUUCCACUGCAUCACCACCAAUGUCAGACACGGGAACCAGUUUUGUCCCGUUUGCCGCGCGAAAUGGAACGAGGUCCCUCUUCAGAGCCCUAACGCCAAGUCUAUAUCCGCCGUGAAGCCGAUAGGUCGACCGAGAGAUAACGCCUGGAUGACAAUACCGCCACGCAGGUCGUCUCAGAACCAAUCCUCUCCACGGCCUGACGGUCUAAGGCCUGUCUCCUCCAUCUUCAACAGCGAGCCCGCGGUUUUCAAUGACGACGAGGCUCUGGAACAUCAAGACCGUCCCGCUGAAUCGGGUUUGGAGGAUUCCGAGUCUCGUGUUGCUGGGAAACUGGAAGUCAAAACGUACCCUGAGAUCUCGGAAGUAGUGAGAUCGGUUUCGUUUAAGGACUUCGCUGUGCUGAUCAAUCUAAAAGCUCCCGCUGCUUCGAGUUCAUCGUCUUCUUCACGAGCUCCUGUGGAUCUAGUCACGGUUCUUGAUGUUAGCGGAAGCAUGGCGGGAACGAAACUGGCGUUGCUGAAACGAGCGAUGGGUUUCGUGAUUCAGAAUCUUGGCCCGUUCGACCGCCUCUCUGUUAUUUCCUUCUCCUCCACGGCACGCCGUAACUUCCCUCUCCGUCUCAUGACCGAGACCGGUAAACAAGAGGCGUUGCAGGCGGUUAAUUCGUUGGUCUCGAACGGAGGGACUAACAUUGCGGAGGGGUUGAAGAAAGGCGCGAAAUCUCUGAUCGACCGGAGAUGCAAGAACCCGGUAUCGAGCAUCGUGCUCUUAUCCGACGGUCAAGAUACAUACACCAUGACUAGUCCCACCGGUUCCAAAUCCAAAGGGACGGUUUACAAAUCGCUGCUUCCUAAAGAGAUCAAUGGAAACCGAAUCCCGGUUCACGCGUUCGGGUUCGGUUCUGACCACGACGCUUCCUUGAUGCAUUCCAUUGCAGAAAACUCAGGAGGGACAUUUUCUUUCAUAGAGUCCGAAACGGUCAUACAAGACGCCUUUGCGCAGUGCAUCGGAGGUCUUCUCAGCGUCGUGGUUCAAGAGCUGUGCGUUAAGAUCGAGUGUGUUCAUCCCGUGUUGCGGAUCGGUUCGGUUAAAGCUGGAAGCUACGGGUUCGAUAGCGGUUUGGAUUCGAGAACCGGAUCUAUCGGAGUCGGUGAUCUCUACGCAGAGGAAGAGAGGAAUUUCUUGGUGAACCUCGAUAUCCCCGUUGUCGAUGGGAAAUCAGAUCCGAUGUCGUUACUGAAGGUUCGAUGCGUUUACAGAGACCCGGUGACGAAAGAGACCGUCGACUUGAAUGUUUCCGACGAAGUAAAGAUUCUCAGGCCGAUAGUGAUGGCGGAACGAAGACCUGUGGUGUCGAUCGAAGUAGACAGACAGAGGAUACGGUUACUUGCGGCGGAAGCAAUCUCUGAAGCUAGGGUUUUAGCCGAGCGCGGUGAUUUGACGGAAGCUGUGUCGGUUCUCGAGACUUGCCGUGGGGUGUUGAAUGAGUCUGCGUCGGGGCGAGCCGGAGAUCCCUUGUGUGCCUCACUGUAUGCAGAGCUGAAGGAGACGCAGGAGAGAAUGGCGAGCCGCCAAGUGUACGAGACUUCGGGUAGGGCUUACGUUCUCGCCGGUCUGAGCUCACACUCGUGGCAGCGAGCGACGGCGAGGGGAGACAUGAGCGACACUACGACUACGAGUUACCAGACGCAAUCGAUGGUGGAUAUGGUGAAUCUUUCACAGACCAUGACUUUCGAAAGCCCUAUGGCUAUUUCCAAUUCGAGUUCGAAUUCGACUCCAAAUCCCUCGGCACAGAGGAAACUCCGGCAAGCUCUCUCUUUUCCGGCGAGGCCAAGACCUAGGUGAUUGCGGGAAAGGGAUUUGACGUUAUGGGAUAUUUCAAAUUUUCUUCGUUUUUUUUUUGUGGUUUUCCUUAGUACGAUUUGUUUUGCAAUUGGGAAGGUAGUGUACGUUUAAUUUCUCAAUUUUGGGGGGUAUAAGUCGAAUGAAUAGCUUUUGGUGAGGGUUGGGGGAAAAAAAGAAGAAGAAAAUGGAACAAAUGUGGAAUUGGUGCUUAUAUAGGUAUAUAUAUAUAUAUAUAUAUUAAAAUAUAUGUUGGCAUUUUUAACAAGAGUGGCUUGGUUUCUUUCUCCUUCAAUAUAUAAUUAUAAUUUUGCUAUUUGUUAUUCUUACAA
Messenger RNA from Thlaspi arvense, 2812 nucleotides. The record is from the annotation of a GenBank genome assembly. Lineage: Eukaryota; Viridiplantae; Streptophyta; Magnoliopsida; Brassicales; Brassicaceae.